ACAAAACCGGACCGCGCACUGUUUGAACUUGUUUCCCAAAAUCAUCGGAUUUCAUUACAUACUGACGGUAGACUGACAUGGCCGGAGAGUUCCUGCCGGCGGCGCAAAUCACGGCGAGUGGCCGGCCGGUGUUGAAGUCCGGCGAGUUCGAGUGCUUCCUCUGCUCGGAAGUUGACCUAUUAUCAGAAGAAUUCCCUGCCUUCCCCCACCUCAAAUCUGGCCUCCUAAUUCUCACUACGCACCGCCUCCUAUGGCUUCCGCCGGACGCCAGCGCGCAUAAGAAUUCAUCGUAUUUUAUCCCACUUUCAUCAAUUCAGCAUAUUCUCUCCACCAAGAAAUCGAUCAAAUCGAUGUUCCACAGCCCGCGGAUCCGGUUCCAGGUUUCCGCUACCCCGGAGGGGAGGGUCAGCGAGAAAGGCGGUCCGAAAUCGUUUGUGAUCAUGUUGAUAGUGAGAGGAAAAGCUGAUGUAGAUUCAUUUGUGGGGAAACUCUGGGAUGCGUGGAGAGGAAGGGCAUGGGAGGCGAGUGGAUCGGCGUCGGCGGAGGAUGCGGAAGGAUCGAGUUCAGGAUCGCUGGCGAUACGGCCGCCGGUGGUGGGAGUGGCCGGGAUUUUGAGGAAGGAGCAGGAAAUGUGGGAAAGUACGGAUAAGAGCUUGCAGGAUGCUUUUCAAGAUUUGAAUGCGCUCAUGAGUAAGGCAAAGGAGAUGGUGAUGUUAGCUGAGAAGAUGCGAUCAAAACUUCUCUCCGGCACAAAUAAUCAAGGCAGUGAAACAAAUGAUGAUGAGAUGGGUACUAAGGAGGAGAUGCAAGAUUGGUUGUUGAGUGUUGGUAUUGUAUCUCCUGUUACAAAGGAGUCUGCUGGUGCAUUAUAUCAUCAACAACUAUCACGUCAGUUGGCAGAUUUUAUCAAGAUACCUUUGGAGAGAGCUGGAGGAAUGAUUAACCUAAUUGAUAUUUACUGCCUUUUCAAUCGAGCACGGGGCACAGAAUUGAUCUCACCUGACGAUUUACUGCAAGCAUGCUCUCUCUGGGAUAAGUUUGACGUCUCGGUGAUGCUUCGGAAAUUUGAUAGUGGUGUUAUGGUGAUCCAAAGUAAAAGCCACAGUGAUGAUGAGGUAUUUGCUAGGAUUGGUUCAUUGAUGAUGAGACCAGAGGCAUUAUUGAAUGGUAUCAGCCCCAGUGAUGCAGCAAUGACUCUGGGGGUUGCUCCAGCUAUGGCUAAGGAAUAUCUUCUUGCAGCCGAAGGAAAAGGAUUGCUUUGCAGGGAUGUCAGUCCUGAUGGCUUUCGCUUUUACGCCAAUUGGUUUCCGGAGAUUAAUUCAGAAGAUAUAUAUUUUGUGAAAGAGCACAGUAGAUAUAGCAUGUGGAUCAGGGCAGUGUCAUCGAGGUGAUGCUGAAUUCCCGGGAAUGGAAGACACCUGCACAAGACAUUUGAGAGACGAUAACCACUAAGCAGACAUGCCAUAUAAUCGAGGUACACUUUAAAGAAAGAUUCGAACACAUUAACAUGGAAAGAGUAGUUCCUAUUUCAUCUUUUUGGUUGAAUGUCCGCAACGGUCAGCUCAUGCUUGAUGGUACUUUGUUCUUGGGAGGGAUCUUUUUCGUCUCAAAGACCACCGCCAUUGUGAUCGUAGCUAGAUUGCAGCAGAGAUAAACUUAACAAAAUUAUAUAUCUUUUCCCUUCGCUGAUUUUUCAGUCCCAUUGUGAUUGUGAUUGUGAUUUUUCUUGCUGGGGUACCUUAUCUGUUUGCUGUUGUGGAAUAGGCAAUCAGAUUUCUUCCUUAUGGUAUGUCACGACAUUUUCUUA
Molecule: messenger RNA, 1807 nt
Organism: Andrographis paniculata
Lineage: Eukaryota; Viridiplantae; Streptophyta; Magnoliopsida; Lamiales; Acanthaceae
Product: vacuolar protein sorting-associated protein 36
Exons: 9
Coding region: 78-1391 (437 amino acids)
Biological process (GO): protein transport to vacuole involved in ubiquitin-dependent protein catabolic process via the multivesicular body sorting pathway
Cellular component (GO): ESCRT II complex; late endosome membrane
Molecular function (GO): ubiquitin binding; phosphatidylinositol-3-phosphate binding
Source: RefSeq, a predicted model, not a curated record